AUGACAGGCAGUGUUUUGGCAAUGAAAAAAAGCACAGCAAAAGAAAGAACGCUGCGUUCAUUGAAUAUUUCUAGCAAAAGCGACAGUGCUGGCAGGAACAUAUCAUCACCAGGCUCCCGGGAUAGUACACCAAGACGUGAACAGGGCGCUAUUGCCAAGCACAUUGCUCGUAUCCGAGCGUCUGCUUCAAAAAGCGGUGCCCACAGCAAUGAAGCAUCACCGCACAGCGAUGAUACACGUUACUACAGCAUGCAGACCUCAUUCGCGAGCAGUACCAAAAGUCUCAGUUCCACUUUUAGCUCGUGA
Molecule: messenger RNA, 306 nt
Organism: Gongylonema pulchrum
Lineage: Eukaryota; Metazoa; Nematoda; Chromadorea; Rhabditida; Gongylonematidae
Source: the annotation of a GenBank genome assembly